AUGUGGAAAGUGCUGCUAGCGUCUUGGGCGCUCUCUGCUUGUGUGGACGCCGGCAGCGGAGGAGGCCGGAAUCUGCGGGGUCGUGGCGGUGGGAACAGUGAUGACAGCGACGAGGGCGGCUUCCCGUUGACGACCGUCCUGAUCAUAGCCGGCACGUGUGUGCCCUUCCUACUCUCGGUGAUGCUCGGUGUGUGGCGAUAUCGAAGGCAGCUUGCUGCGAUUGUUCCGAUGCCUGAGCCGACCAACAAAUGGAGCAACGAGAAGGUGACGAUGGAGGACCGGAGGAAGUUCCAGGAUGAGGAGGAGCAGAAGGUGAAAGCCGCCCAGAAAGCUUUGCAGCAAGAGCCAAACGCCUCUCCGGUGAUACAAAUCGAGGGUCCAAGGUUCGACGUGCAGACCAUCUUCCGGUCCACUUACGAAGACUCCGACGAUGAAAGCAACAGCCUUUUUGGCAGAUCCCUGGGAAGUGGGGACUUCCAGGCAGCCUUCGUGUCAGACACCUGGGUGCCCGUUGGGCGCAUGCGAAGUAUGUCCGACGGGGACCUCCGGAAAACAGCCCGACGAGACGAGAGAGUAGAGAAGGUCCUGUCCAGGUCCUUGCCCCUAGCGCCCAAGGUGUUUCUGCGACCUCCUUCCGAUGCGCCAAAUGCUGAGGCCAAAGGCCAGGGACCUCCGAGCCGCUCCGGGAGCAAAGGGAGUGCUGGCACGCAGGCCAGCAAGGGCAGCAAGCCCAAGCGCAAGGCGCGCACGGGCUCGAAGGGCAGCAGCGCCCGCAGCGUCAGCAAGAGCAGCACGCGAAGCAGCCCCCGGCAAGAGGGUGCCUUGGAGGUUCUCUCGGCAGACAGGCGGGCCCGACCCCGUCUGCAGACGAACUGA
Molecule: messenger RNA, 876 nt
Organism: Symbiodinium necroappetens
Lineage: Eukaryota; Dinophyceae; Suessiales; Symbiodiniaceae
Source: the annotation of a GenBank genome assembly